Molecule: messenger RNA, 2005 nt
Organism: Frankliniella occidentalis (western flower thrips)
Lineage: Eukaryota; Metazoa; Arthropoda; Insecta; Thysanoptera; Thripidae
Product: scavenger receptor class B member 1-like
Exons: 6
Cellular component (GO): membrane; cytoplasm
Molecular function (GO): scavenger receptor activity
Source: RefSeq, a predicted model, not a curated record
CCGGUGGCUUUUGUUGUUUUCUCUGCAGUGAAGUUGGGGAUCGUCGUCGUCGGAGCGUUCCUACUGGCGGUCGGGAUUCUGCUCUCCUCCGUCCCCUGGCUGGACCUCAUCAUUUCAAAGAACUUGAAGCUGUGGAACGGCACCCUGGCCUACACGUACUGGCAGAGGCCUGGCGUCAUCCGGCUCACCAAGGUCUGGGUCUUCAACAUGACCAACCAGGACGGCUUCCUCCUCAACGGCGAGAAGCCCCGCCUCCAGGAGAUCGGGCCCUUCGUCUACAGGGAGGACAUGGAGAAGGUGAACAUCGCCUUCCACGACAACGGCACGGUCACGUUUCAGCAUCGCAAGAUUCUCCGCUUCGUCCCGGAGAUGUCCGUCGAUCGGAACACCAAGAUCGUGCUGCCCAACAUUCCGCUGCUGACCCUGUCAACACACGUCUCCAACUCGUUCCCGCUCGUGCAGUUCGUGGUGAGCACGGGCGCGCGCACGCUCGGCCUCAAGCCCUUCGUGUCGCUCACCGCCGACCAGCUGCUCUUCGGCUACGACGACACGCUGGUCAAGCUCGCCCACAACCUCUUCCCGAAGCACCUGCGGCCGCAGGCGCAGAUGGGGCUGCUCUUAGGGGUAAGCGCGGAUGACUGCCAAUCGUGUCACGGUUUACCCACCCCACCAACAGUCUUUUCGAAAAUUUCUCAGAAUUUUGCAAUUUUUGAAAAAGAUACUCCACGGUGUACUCCACGGUGUACUCCACGGUGUACUCCACGGUUUACCCCAGUGUGUACCCCAGGGUGUCCUCCAGGGCGUCCUGCACGGUAUCCUCCAGGCGAGGGCCUACUCCAGGGUGUACUCCAGCGUGUCCAUCAUGAUGUUCGCUAUUUCCCCACAUCGGCCCCAGCUCUGACCAGACCAUUUUGUUCCACAGAGGCACCCGUGUACCUGUCGUAUCCGCACUUCCUCAACGGCGACCCCUCGCUGGUCGAGGCUGUCGAAGGCCUGAAGCCGGACGAGCAGCAGCACGGGACGUACUUCAAGAUCCAGCCCAAGCUGGGCGUCACCAUCUCGGCCAAGGUCCGCGUCCAGGCCAACCUGUGGGUGCGCAACGCGGCGCACGUCGGCGCCGUGUCCAAGUUCCCCACCAUCGUGUUCCCGAUCAUGUGGCUGGAGGAGGGCGUCGAGGAGCUGACGCCCAGCAUCCAGCGCUGGAUCUACCUGGCGACGACGGUGGCCGAGACGGCGCUGCCCAUCUUCACGUACGGCGCCAUCCUGCUGGGGCUGGCGCUGCUCGCGGCCGUGUUCGUGCAGUCGUACAGGAAGGUGGUGUUCACCAAGGAGAACCUGCAGAAGGGCCGGGAGAAGCUGCGGCGAGGCUCCUCCUUCCUGGUGAACGGCCAGCACCGCCUGCUCAUCCUGCGAGACUCGUACUCGCUGCUCAACACGACGCCCGAGGACGCCACCGACAUGGACCCCGACCCGGGCAGGGACAGCCCCUAGAGAGCGGCCCGGGCCGCGCGCGGCCGCGAGGGGCCGACACUUUCUAGUCCACAACUACCUUUAUUUAUUUAGCUGUGAUCCGCCCUCCCUCCCCUACCCCCCUCUCUCCCCUCACUACAUGAAUCUCGCCGACACGGAGCGUCCCUUGGUGGGCAGAGAGCUGCACGUACGCUGCCGGCUGCUGCCGCAGAAUGGAGUAGCGCGUGUUGGAACCAGAGGUUUUCAUCUUUUUAUCUCUUGUGAUUAGUCUCAUCAUAGACAGUUGUUUUCCCCGCUGGUGUCGUUUUAUUUGCUCAGUUUUAAGUCCUCUGCGAGGAUCCUAGUUUUUUAAGUGCAUGCGUCAGUUCUUUGUGAAUGCCGAAAGUAAUCUGUAAGAUUCCUUUGUUGUAGGUUUAGUACCUUCUUCCAAAUGUGACUGUGAUCAUGAUAUGGCAUCUCUUCAUUUGUAUUAUGCAAAAGGCACCCUUCACUACAUAUUCUAUAAAUAAUUGUAGUCCUGAUGAUUUUUUUUGAU